Messenger RNA from Drepanopeziza brunnea f. sp. 'multigermtubi' MB_m1, 1257 nucleotides. RefSeq lists its product as uncharacterized. Gene Ontology annotation, molecular function: metallopeptidase activity; protein binding. NCBI's taxonomy places the organism in Eukaryota, Fungi, Ascomycota, Leotiomycetes, Helotiales, Drepanopezizaceae. Gene Ontology annotation, cellular component: COP9 signalosome. Gene Ontology annotation, biological process: protein deneddylation. The record is from RefSeq and is a predicted model, not a curated record.
AUGGCUGUCAACACAGUUCCAAACCCUCUCGUCUCCACCCAGAAGUCCUCAGAUACCAGCCUCCAAGUCGCCCUCCAUCCACUUGUUCUCCUGACAAUCUCUGAUUACAUUACGAGACAUACGCUUCGUAAUCAGAAAGGCCCAAUCGUGGGUGCUUUACUGGGUCAGCCAAAUGGCAGAGAAAUCACCAUUGAGCAUGCCUUUGAUUGUCUACUGGUCGACGUAGAUGGGGAGAUGCUCUUGGACACGGCUUGGUUCGGUGACCGGUUACAGCAAAUGAAGGAUGUACACAAAGUCCCCGCUCUGGACCUUGUUGGCUGGUACACUAUUCUCCCACCAUCUGGCCCGGAGCCAUGCCACCUCCCACUACACAAACAGAUCCUUCAGUUCCACAACGAAUCUGCGGUUCUUUUAGGCUUCCACCCAUCAGAGGUUCUUGACGGCUCUGUUGGCGGCAAGCUCCCUUUGACUAUCUACGAGAGCAACUUCGAGGUCGAGGAGACAAGCAGUGGUGAAAAUGGAGAAGACAAGGAGAUGAAAGAUGCAGAGCCGCAACUGGCGCUCAAAUUCAAGUUUAAAGAACUCCCAUAUAGUGUCGAGACGGGCGAGGCCGAGAUGAUUGGCAUUGAUUUCGUUGCGAGAGGAGGAGGCAACGCUACAGCUGUGGACGUCACGGUAGCGCAGAAGUCAGCCGCAAAGCAGACAUCAGACAAGGGCAAGGGAAAGACACUACUAAGAAAGAAGGAAGGCAUCGAGUCGACCCAAGCUGAAGUCCAAAACAUCCUCUCCCGUGAAGAUGAGGAGUUGAUUGCUUCCCUUACAGCCAAGGCAAAUGCGAUCAAGAUGCUGAAUUCACGGAUCAACUUGAUUGCGGUCUAUCUACAGAACCUACCCCCGUCGUAUGUCUCUAGUGCCGAUCCGGGAGACGCCGAAGCUAGUGACAAGCAGUACACCCCCGUCAACCACACGAUUCUUCGAUCGAUCCAGGCGCUGCUUGGCCGACUGAGCCUCCUGAUCCCUGCAGACAGCGCUGCAUUUGAGCGUGAACUAAUGUCCGAGCAAAACGACGUUAACCUCGUAUCACUCCUGAACACAAUCACUACAAGCAUUAAAGAGGCGAAGGAAGCUGGUCGGAAGUUCCAAAUUGUUGACUCGGCGAAGCAGACGAGGCACAAAAUGGACAGAGUCGGACCUGGCUGGCACUUGCCAGCACCUGCUUUCCAGAACAACCUUAUGGGCGUUGGGGAUCUUAUGUAA